ACUCGUUAUUAUAAUAAGAAAAAGAAAAAGAAAAAGAAAAAGUGAUCUCUCUCGCUUUGCCUCCCUUGCCUGCCGCCGACUACCAACUCGAGCCACAGACGACGCUGUAUAGCUUCUUUCAUUCUCUCUCGCUCUCUCUCUGUAAAUAUAUUACAUAUAUGGUAGGAGACAUGAGCGUUGCAGUUUCAACUCAAGAACCAGAGGUUGCAGAUACUAUGCCCACUGAUAUUCAGGAGAAAGUCGACAACCUGGUGUUAGACUCAGAGCCAUCCGAAUCUGCAAAAAAGAAGAAGAAGAAAAGUAAAAGCAAAAAGAAAAAGCAACCGCCACAGCAAACUGAUCCACCAACUAUUCCUGUUUCAGAACUUUUUCCUUCCGGAGAGUUUCCAGAAGGAGAAAUUCAACAAUACAAAGAUGAUAAUCUAUGGAGGACCACUUCAGAGGAAAAGAGGGAGUUAGAGCGUCUAGAAAAACCCAUAUAUGAUUCAGUACGUCAAGCAGCAGAAGUUCAUCGUCAGGUGCGGAAAUAUAUGAAGGGUAUUAUAAAGCCUGGAAUGCCAAUGACUGAGCUAUGUGAGACCUUAGAAAACACUGUUCGCAAGUUAAUAUCAGAGAAUGGAUUAGAAGCAGGCAUUGCAUUUCCUACAGGAUGCUCAUUGAACUGGGUUGCUGCCCACUGGACCCCAAAUUCUGGAGAUACCACUGUAUUGCAGUAUGAUGAUGUGAUGAAAUUGGAUUUUGGAACUCAUAUUAAUGGACGUAUAGUUGACUGUGCAUUUACCGUGGCAUUCAAUCCAAUGUUUAAUCCAUUGCUUGAGGCCUCACGGGAAGCCACAAAUACUGGGAUCAAGGAAUCAGGGAUCGAUGUUCGUCUUUGUGAUGUUGGUGCUGCAAUCCAAGAGGUCAUGGAAUCGUAUGAAGUAGAGAUCAAUGGAAAGGUGUUUCAAGUUAAGAGUAUCCGGAAUUUGAAUGGCCAUAGCAUUGGGCCUUACCAAAUUCAUGCUGGGAAGUCGGUUCCAAUCGUGAAAGGUGGUGAACAGACGAAAAUGGAAGAGGGUGAAUUCUAUGCUAUUGAAACUUUUGGAUCCACAGGCAAGGGCUAUGUCAGGGAGGAUUUGGAGUGCAGCCAUUAUAUGAAGAAUUUUGAUGUCGGGCACAUGCCGUUACGUUUGCCAAGAGCAAAACAACUUCUUGCGACAAUCAAUAAGAAUUUCUCCACAUUGGCAUUCUGUAGGCGUUAUUUAGACCGUCUUGGAGAGACCAAAUAUCUAAUGGCGCUGAAGAAUUUGUGUGAUGCUGGUAUUGUUCAGACAUAUCCACCUCUUUGUGAUGUUAAAGGAAGCUAUGUGUCUCAGUUUGAGCACACAAUCUUACUUCGGCCAACUUGCAAAGAGGUUGUAUCCAGAGGCGAUGACUACUGAUCUCAAUAUGUUGCCGAAGUCCAAACCCUUGCACUUGUAACAGCAUUUUUAAUUUAUAUCUUGCUUUUCCGAGCCAUCUUUCAGCCCCUUUGUGUAGCACAUAUGAAACGUUCUUAUCUAGUAAGCAGUUACUGUUUGUGCUAUUGUGAGUCCUCAAUGUUUUCUCCUCCUGACUUGACAAAACUGUUUGGCGUUUGCUUCUAGAGACAAAGCCCGGAAAUCAACACGAUCUGUUACAGCUGGGUAUUUAAUAUUUGUGAAGGUGUGCGGGUAAUGAUAUUUGGUAUUGGGUACUGUUUGAUUUUGA
Molecule: messenger RNA, 1728 nt
Organism: Daucus carota subsp. sativus
Lineage: Eukaryota; Viridiplantae; Streptophyta; Magnoliopsida; Apiales; Apiaceae
Product: methionine aminopeptidase 2B
Exons: 12
Coding region: 159-1421 (420 amino acids)
Biological process (GO): proteolysis
Cellular component (GO): cytoplasm
Molecular function (GO): metalloaminopeptidase activity
Source: RefSeq, a predicted model, not a curated record